CUGCCAACCCGAGUGUAAAAUCCGGCGAUGCAGCAGGAGCAACGCGCUUUUCUUUUUUUCUCAGCCACUCGUGUAGAUGGGGUUUCUGCAUAGCAACCUAUUGCAAAUCUGAUGCUUCUUUUUCCCGGACAUAUACCAGUACGCUCUCUUCACGCGUUUCCUGGCAACCGUCGGUCCCCGCUCCCUAACAUAAAAUGAUGCUAAAAUCUGCCUCAAUUCACUUCUAUUAAGUUCCAUACUCAACUAUCCUUUCAUUCUACUCAUUACUUCUUUUCUUCUCAUCCCACUCCUUCAUCGCCAUGGCUAGAAACCAUCGCGCCCGUGAGACCAAAACUCCUCGAUCGCAAUCACAAAAGCCAGCGGCCAAAGCGAGGCGUCCUCGUUUCGACUGGAAUUUAUUGGAAGACUGUGUCAUGCUUCACAGUAUUGUCAAGAGACUGUGUUCUGGUGACAGCCCCUCAUUGAAUACCUUCAGAGAAUUGGAGGAUGAUCUUGGGAAGGAUUUUUACUCCUUCGAAACUUUGAGGAGACGCUGGUUUCGUGUCGAAGACAGAUGCGAGUCGGUGCUUCAGGACCGCCAAAACUGGCCUCCGAGACGACGUUGGGAUUCCGACGAAAGAGGGAGCCUUGAGUGGGACAACGAUAUCGAGGAUAAAGAGGAUUAUCCUACGCCGGAAUCCUCCUCGACAUACAGAGGGGAUUAUUCUCCGGCAACUGAUAACUCCCCGACCCCAAUCCGGGGCCGCUUCUCUGACCAACGUGGUCGGAAUGACCGGGAUAGGUCCGCCUCUCCCUCCCGAGCCCAUCCAAGGCAUGGCCGACAACAGGCCUCCGCUCCAACCCGUUCUCUCCCAGGACGUUCGGUCUCUCGACGGGCACCUGUUACAAGGGCUCCUGCCCCGGACCGACGACAAGCUCAUACGGUCAGCAGGACGGCCACCGCUUCCCGGGGCCCUGCCCGGCAGCCAACGUCUGGGGCUAAUCAAAGCCCUAUGGUUCUGCGAGACUGCAGACAGCGACGACGGGUUAGACAGUACGAAGAGUCCCUGUCCCCUGUUGAAGCUGGACUAUCCCGAAGAUGAUUUCUUCUGUUCACUGGCCGUUUGUUUACUCUUUCAUGCCAAAUCUUUCCCCUAGGAGGCUGCGGAUCUAUUUUCCUUGAGGAUUGUUCUUUUGAUUUUGUUUGUCUUUGGAAUACUGCUACUUCGGUUUUUUCUUUUCGGUCUAUAGCUUUUUUCGUUCUAUAGCUUUCUCGGUAUAUAGCUUUUUUCGUUAUGUUGUUUUCUAGGUCUAUAGCCUUUCUCGGUUUAUAGAUCUUUUGUGCUCUAGAAUGGUCUAUGGAAUAGUAAAGGACUCUCCAAC
Molecule: messenger RNA, 1362 nt
Organism: Aspergillus heteromorphus CBS 117.55
Lineage: Eukaryota; Fungi; Ascomycota; Eurotiomycetes; Eurotiales; Aspergillaceae
Exons: 2
Coding region: 300-1082 (260 amino acids)
Source: RefSeq, a predicted model, not a curated record